Messenger RNA from Raphanus sativus (radish), 574 nucleotides. RefSeq lists its product as uncharacterized. The transcript has 3 exons. Lineage: Eukaryota; Viridiplantae; Streptophyta; Magnoliopsida; Brassicales; Brassicaceae. The record is from RefSeq and is a predicted model, not a curated record. Bases 145 to 489 code for a protein of 114 amino acids.
UUUACUUGUUGUGUAUCCAGGUACUGUUUUUUAUUUGUCACUUCACUUGUUUUCAUGCUGUAUUAAUUCGGAGGGAAGAAUCUGAAAUAUGAUUUUAGAGAUGAGCAGAUCUGUAACUAUCUCAUUUUGUUGCAUGAAGACAAUAUGAUGUUUAAGAAUAUUAGAGGAUCAUGUAACAAAUUCUACCAACUAUCAAAUUUUCAGCUGAUGCAGCAAUCUUGUAGAAGGACGCAGAAACAGUUCCUGUCGUACUUGUUUAAUAUCUUGCAUGUGGGAUGUCCUAUCAUCUUAUUUUACAUGGGAUUAUUUUCUGUGGAUUUCAGUUUUCAGCUUUCUGAUGAUGAUCCCUCUAUCCUAACGAACUUUUUCCUUGUGAGGAAUUUGUUUCCCAGGGAACUUCUCGUUUGCUUUGGUCACUUAAUAUCAGGACUGGGCCUGGUUUCUAAUUUUCGUUUGUCCUUUCCGCAUCUGGUUCUGACACCUCCCUAAUGAGACCUACAUAGUUUGAGAGUAAAGCAAAAGGUAAUAGUUAACUCUAUGGAAUCAGUUACAUUUGGUGGUGGUUUAUGCAGGA